AUGAACAAUUCUAUUCCUCUUUCUUCCGUUCCCCAAUUAACCAAAGAAAAUUAUGGCAAAUGGAGUAUCCAAAUGAAGGCUCUUCUUGGAUCUCUAGAAGUUUGGGAGAUUGUUGAAAAAGGUUAUAAUGAAGUUGAGGCUGAAGAGGAGGAAGGAUUAGCACAAGUUCAAAAAGAGAGUCUAAGAAAAUCAAGGAAAAAAAUCAGCAAGCCUUAUUUUGGAUAUAUCAAGGAGUUCAAUCAUAUGAAGCGCUUGGGAAAAAUAGCUUGUGCCACCACGGCAAAACAAGCAUGGGAAUUUUUACAAAAUUCAUUCAAAGGAGAUGAAAAGGUGAAAAGAGUUCGGUUGCAAACUCUUCGAGGGGAGUUUGAAAGCUUGCAAAAAACAGAGUCAGAAUCAGUUUCUGAUUACUAUUCACGGGUUUUGUCCAUAGUCAACCAAUUAAAAAGAAAUGGUGAAACUAUGGAUGAUAUUCGUGGUGUUGAGAAAAUCCUCCGUUCUUUAGAUUCCAGAUUUGACUACAUUGUGGUAGCCAUUGAAGAAUCAAAGGACUUGAGUACCAUGACUAUUGAUGAACUCACAGGUUCAUUGCAAGCCCAUGAAGAAAGAUUAAACAAGAAGAAAAAGGAAGUAGAUCUAGAUCAAGCACUCCAGUCAAAGUUGUCUCUGAAUGAGAAGAAGGGAGAUUUUAAAAAUUAA
Gossypium raimondii (Peruvian cotton) is the source of this 699-nucleotide messenger RNA. RefSeq lists its product as uncharacterized. The record is from RefSeq and is a predicted model, not a curated record. The transcript has a single exon. Lineage: Eukaryota; Viridiplantae; Streptophyta; Magnoliopsida; Malvales; Malvaceae. Bases 1 to 699 code for a protein of 232 amino acids.